UUUGCCACCACCACUAUCUCAUCGAUCUCAUCCGUCUACGCCGCUCUGGCAGCCUCGUCCAUCACCGGUGAAUCUAUGCUUCGGAGGUCCAUGUGCUACAGCAACGACAACGGACUGGCGUGCGACGCAACGCGAUCCUUCGAUGAUACCGCUAGCAGCAGGAAGUCCUCACUGCAGACUGCUUCGCCGACUAUGCCUGCCCUCUCGCCUCGUAUGGUCGGCACUAUGCUGUUUGGACGAGCCCCUGUACAUCAUACUCUGCACAUCAUACAACCCUGGCUUCGCAACCGACGCACACUGUUCGUUGCCGACCUCGACACCCUGAUCAAAGACUCUCGAGGCUCGCAUAAAUCCUCGAGAACUGGCUGCCGCAAUUUCAACAGAGAGACAUGAUGCUACUCAUUAAUAUGGCGUACAUGACUUGGCUGGCACAGGCGCAGCUCCUCUUGCCAGGCAGCCAGCUGUACAGAUUCGUCUUUAGUUAUUCUGCCUCAAGUUGCCCCUGGUCGAUAGGCUUGGUGCCAGCAGGAGCUUCAAGCCUGGUCUUCAUCGCCGCCCAGACAGACGAUGAUGGGGUCAUGGGUAGCUGGGCUAAUCGAGUACGCAUCAAAAGUAUCGACACGCAGACCGCCGAUAGACAUGCGCUCUAUGCGACGUUCACGAUCGAGGCAGCUCCUUCGCACGGGCCUGACGCUCUGCAGCCCUGCUGCAAGAUUGUCUUCAAGACACGCAUGCGGAUAGCAGCAGACAAACACUUUGCAAAGGGCAUCUCCAGCUCGGUCAACCUCGUGUGCAACAGCGCAUCACCAGGUUGCGAAAAGGGCGCCAUGCAAUCCUUCGGUAUCGAUGGCAUCGUCAAUCAAAAGUGCGAGAGGGGGGAGAUAGACUGGUCCGAAAUAUCCUGAAGCCGAGCCAAUCGACAUAGUGUAUGUGUAAGGCUCUGGCAACGAUAAAGAUUCCAAAGCCAGAGGACUUGCAUAUCUGCUCGAAGUGAGCGCUUUACAC
Mixia osmundae IAM 14324 is the source of this 1005-nucleotide messenger RNA. RefSeq lists its product as uncharacterized. NCBI's taxonomy places the organism in Eukaryota, Fungi, Basidiomycota, Mixiomycetes, Mixiales, Mixiaceae. The coding region runs from base 408 to 905 and encodes 165 amino acids. The record is from RefSeq and is a predicted model, not a curated record. The transcript is spliced from 4 exons.